AUGGGGCCCGCGCCUGCCGGCGGUGCCCCGCCUCGCCGGGGAGGCCGGCAGCACUACCCGCCCGCCCACGCCUACCAUCCCGGCGGCCAUCACCACCAGCACGUGGGCCACCCCAUGUACGCCACCACCUAUAUGCCCGCCGCCUACGGUGCUCCUCAGUAUUACAUGCCCCCGCAGUACCAGAACGGCGCCAUGGCCGCACCGGCUGGCUACAUGCCGUAUCCCAACGCCGGGUAUGUUCGGUCGCCGCCCGCGAUGCCGCACUACAUCCCCGUGCAGCAGCCGUACGGCCGACCCUCUCAACACUCCUCUCCGAUCGUGUCAUCCCCAUACCAUCCUCCACCGCCUACAGCGCCGGCAGUCGUUCCUCCUCUCCCCCACACUCCAUCCUCGACACACUCUUAUGCGGUUCCUCCUCCUAUGACUCCGCCUGUCCGCCAGGUCCACGAGGCCAUUCCAGCCCCGCCGCCAGUCCAGCAGUCACAGCUGUCCGAGCCUCAGCCCGAAACUCAAACUGAACCCCAACAGCAGCCGCAAACAGUGCUGCCGCCCUCACACCAAGUUGUCGAUACCGAGGUCAAGCCAACUUCGGCUCUUGCUAGUCCGGCCUCGUCUCCAAAGGCGCCUUUCAGACCACCACUUCCUUGGACCUCGACUGAUUGGCCCUUUCCCCCACGAGCUGCGAGGCUUAGGAGGAAGAGGAGGUUUCUUGGCGCCGAUGCUGAGCGAUUAGAGCUGCCCGAGAAGCCCACCCCGGCAGCGGAUGUUCUUACUAAGGUGCAGAAGGAAACCGAGCAACAAGCGCCGGCUGCCGCCGCAGAACCGUCGUCCAAGUCUCAGGAUCAUCCACCCCGGUCUGAGGCCCCGUCCACACCAGCGCAGCCAUCGGAAGACGCUGUCUCGACCUCUCCGACCUCGCCAAGCUCGGUGCAAUCCUCCAAGACGUCUACCACUGCCUCGGCCGCUCCAACGAACACUGUGAAGCCGUCGGCGCGGUCGGCUGUUCCUGCGGUGCCAGUGAUUCCCGCCCUCCCCAAAGCCAGUCCCAAGGAAUCCAAGCCUGCAACAGGUGCUGAGAAGAGGUCAAGCGCCGAAGCCCAACCCGCUGCCGAAGCCCAUCCCGCUCCCGCAGCCCCUGGCGACGGACCGGCCGAGGCGAGCCAAGCAGGUGAGGGUGUGAACGGGACCACCGAGACCGAGGCACCUAAGGCUGCUCAGACUGCACCUGCCCCGGCCAAGCCUAAACUGUGGACCGGUUUGUUCAAGGCCGGCACCUCUACCGCGGGCACGAGCUCUGCCGCCCCUGCUGUCCAAGGGCAAACCAAUGGCAACGCGGCCGAUGGAUCGGCUGUGAUCGCCGGAGCUGGCAGCUUUGCGAAGGCCAAUGCUAGCUCUCUCGCUCAGGUUCUGCAAGCCUACCGGCCCGGUGUACAGGACAGACUCUCCUUCUUGGAGCCGAGAGGAUUAGUCAACACUGGCAAUAUGUGUUAUAUGAAUUCGGUGCUACAAGUUCUCAUUUUCUGCGUUCCCCUGUACCAUCUCUUGGAUUUAGUUGGCAAGAAUGCCGCUCACAGCUUCAAGAGCGAGACGCCCUUGAUAGAUGCGAUGGUCAUGUUCAUGCGCGAGUUCAAGGUGAUCGACUCGGCCCCGUCAGCCGAGCAGCUUAGGAAGCGCCUCAAGAGUGAAGAGUACGAGAAGUAUGGCGAGCCAUUUACGCCCGAGUUUGUUUAUGAAGCCAUCCGUACCCUUCCGCGCUUUGCAAGCAUGAGACGCGGCCAUCAACAGGAUGCUCAGGAGUUCCUUGGAUUCCUCCUCGAGCAUCUCCAUGACGAGUGCGUUCAGGUGAUGCGCGCCGCUCCCGCAUCGACCGCUUCUACCGCCCCUAACUCGUCUCUUCCGUCUCCGACCUCUUCCCGGGCGAAUGACGCCUUGGAAGGCGGCGAUGACUGGCUCGAGGUUGGGCCACGCCAGCGUGCCGCUGUUACCCGGUCCUCUGGCCACCCCAAUACCUUGUCGCCCAUCACCAAGAUUUUCGGCGGGCAGCUCCGCUCCGAACUGCGUGUCCCCGGCAAUAAAAACUCGGUCACCCUGGAGCCGUACCAACCCCUCCAGCUCGAUAUCGGCUCCCCCGAGAUUCGCAAUAUUAUUGACGCUCUCAAGGGACUCACGCGGCCCGAGGUGCUGCACGGCGAUUUCAACUCACCGCACGGCAAGGAUGUUCGGGCGACCAAGCAGGUCUUCAUCGAGUCCGUGCCGUCGGUUCUCAUCCUGCACCUGAAGCGCUUCCAGUUCGACGCCGAGGGUUCCGGCGGCACCGUCAAGAUCUGGAAGAAAAUUGGCUACCCGCUGGAGUUUGAGUUCCCGCGAGAGGUGCUGUCGCGUCAGACGCGCAACACCAUCCUUGCCGAGAACUCUGGUGCGCCCCGUUACCGGUUGAUUGCGGUGGUCUACCACCACGGCAAGAACGCCAGCGUUGGGCACUACACGGUUGAUGUCCGUCGGCAGGAUGGCCGGGAGUGGAUCCGCAUCGACGACACGGUCAUCAGGCGGGUGCGGGAUGAGGACGUUGCCGAGGGCGGCGCCGAGGAGGAGGCCGGCAAGGUCGACGGCCGGAAAGACACCAGCACGCCCGCCACGGCUAACCGGUUCCUCGGCAUCAACGACGAGGAUGCCGGUGACGACGACGGCUGGAAGCAGGCGGCAGGCGGCAAGAAGUGGAGUAGUGUUGUCAACGGGGCGACGUCCAAGACAAGCAACGGCCAGCAAAAGGCCAAGCAGCAGCACAAGGAGAGCAUGAAGGAAAACAAGGUCGCCUACCUCUUGUUCUACCAGCGGAUCUGA
Molecule: messenger RNA, 2841 nt
Organism: Chaetomium strumarium
Lineage: Eukaryota; Fungi; Ascomycota; Sordariomycetes; Sordariales; Chaetomiaceae
Exons: 5
Coding region: 1-2841 (946 amino acids)
Biological process (GO): protein deubiquitination
Cellular component (GO): nucleus; cytosol
Molecular function (GO): cysteine-type deubiquitinase activity
Source: RefSeq, a predicted model, not a curated record